Messenger RNA from Oppiella nova, 1497 nucleotides. The record is from the annotation of a GenBank genome assembly. NCBI's taxonomy places the organism in Eukaryota, Metazoa, Arthropoda, Arachnida, Sarcoptiformes, Oppiidae.
UGUGUAUACUUUCAACUCAAUUAUAAAGGAAUGAGUGAUAGAAUUGAUGUAAAACUGUGUGCUGUCUGUGGGGAUGAGGCUAUAGGCAAACACUUCGGAGCCCUGGCCUGUAAAUCGUGUAAACCUUUCUUUCGACGAAAUGCACUUAAAAAUAAAGUAUUCAAAUGUAAAACUAAUGACAAUUGUGUCAUAAAUCGCACGACGAGAAAGUCGUGCCGAAAGUGUCGUCUAAAUAAGUGUCUGUCCGUUGGUAUGAAGAAAGAAAGCAUACGAAACGAAGAGCAGAAAUACAGCCGAAGACUUCUUGUGGAAGAGAAUCGUAAGAAAAGACAAAACAAUUCCAUCAAUACUGAUAGCAACGACUCGAAGACAUCGUCAGAGAUAUACAAAAGUUAUGAUAAUUCCGACGAAGAGAUUGAUUCGCAAGACACUAGAAAUUGUGUCAAAUUAUCAUUCAUUGACAAAGUGUUUAACGACUUUAGACGCGAUUCCAAUGCUAGCCAUUCAUCUGAACAAAUAGUUUGCAAAUCAAAUAAAAAUAAAGACUUUUUGAAUGAGUUGUUUGAAGAUAAUAGUGUCAGUGAAGAGUUAGUUGAGUCCGAGAUUCAAGAGAUUGUGAGUUAUAUUGAAGAUAAUAAUGAGAUAACCGGCCAAAUGAACACAAAUGUAGAGUACAAGGAGAGGGCAUUAGAUGUUUGUCACAGAAUCGAGAGACCAUUCAUUGAUAGUUUCCAAGAGGUGCAACAUAUGAAACUCCUAGAGCUGUCAAGUGUGACCAAGAUGUUUACCACUCCGUUAUCGUUGGGACCGGUGUUUAAAAUAACAAAUAUUGAUGUAUUCAAUGGAGUAUAUAAUGAAUUCUGCGAUAAAGAGAUACGAAACGUGAUAACACUGUCAAAGAAUUUGAGUACAUUUCAGAAUAUAUGCGAAAACGAUAAAAUAGCCCUGGUCAAGUACGGGUGCAUUGAUAUUAUAUGCCUCCGGUCCCUCAGCUUUUAUAAUAAGAGUAAUGAAUAUUGGAAUAUAUUUUUGUUAAUGGCUAUAGUGCUCUAUAAUCCCGACCGACAAUACCUACAACAGAAAGAUGUCAUUAAAUUUCAACAGAAUCUCUAUUUAUAUUUACUUCAACGCUAUCUUUCACUCAAAUAUGUGACCGAAUGGGAGGCGCAGACAAAGUUUGGGCGACUUUUGUUGGCUUUGGGAGAUAUCUACCAAUUGGGCAAAUGUCAGCUCAAUAUUGUCUAUCAGGAAGACCCGAAAAUUUUUGGACCUCUUGUCUACAAAUGCUAUUUCGACGAGAAAUGCAAAUUAGAUUCAGUCACCAGAAAGUUCUGCCGCCGCUGUCGACUCCGCAAGUGCUUCGAGAUCGGGAUGAAACAGGAGUGGAUUCUUAACGACGAGGAAAAACAGGUGCGACGGAAGAAGAUUGAGGAGAAACGGAGCAAAAAACGCAAGAAUUCGGUCCAAAGCUCGUCGUCGGAGACAAAGUCGACGUCG